This is a messenger RNA of Aureobasidium melanogenum CBS 110374, 903 nucleotides long. Its product is annotated as Arabinanase/levansucrase/invertase. The annotation marks the transcript as partial. Lineage: Eukaryota; Fungi; Ascomycota; Dothideomycetes; Dothideales; Saccotheciaceae. Gene Ontology annotation, biological process: carbohydrate metabolic process. Gene Ontology annotation, molecular function: hydrolase activity, hydrolyzing O-glycosyl compounds. The record is from RefSeq and is a predicted model, not a curated record. The transcript is spliced from 2 exons.
GCAGCUCCAGUUGAUAGGCGCUCAACUAGUGGUCCUGUUAUCACCACUGACUUUCCUGAUCUAUCGAUUGUCAGCGUCAACAAUCAAUGGUUCGCGUUCGGUACCCAGUCACUCUAUGACUACAAGAACAUCCACAUCCAAGUUGCUUCUUCAUCCGAUUUCAACUCUUGGUCCCUUCAUGAGGGUCAGGAUGCCUUGCCAAACUUGCCUGGCUGGGUCAACCAAAGCAAUCCUCUGGUUUGGGCUCCUGAUGUUUUGCACCUGGAUGAUGGGUCCUUCGUCAUGUACUUUAGUGCCACUACAAACACUGGUGGUAAUGGCAACUAUCACUGCAUCGGCACUGCUACCAGCUCCAAUGUAGAAGGCCCUUACAGCCCAUCUCCCAAUCCAUGGUACUGUCCUGUUGACCAGGGCGGCGCCAUUGAUGCAUCUGGUUUCAGAGAUGCAGAUGGAACCUGGUACAUCACUUACAAGAUUGACGGCAACGCCCGAGGUAAUGGAGGCGUAUGCAACAAUGGCGUCGCUCCUAUCAUGAAUACACCUAUCAUGAUUCAGAAGGUUGGCGCAGACGGCAUCAGCAAACAAGGAAGUCCAUCCAACAUUAUGAACCUACAAGCUUCAGAUGGUCCCGAUAUCGAGGCUCCCGCGAUGAUCAGAAGAGGGAGCACGUACAUUCUGAUGUUCAGCUCUCAUUGCUACAGCACAGACAGCUACGAUACACUCUACGCAACAAGCAACUCUCCCACUGCAGAUUUUGUUCGCGGAGGAAGUCUUGUGGGAGGCGGAAGAGGUGGACUGGAUGCCUCUUUAGAUGCGACUCAUGUUGCUUUCCACGGACUGCAGGAUGAUGGACGCAGAUUUAUGUAUACUGGCAUGCUCAACAUUGACGGUAACACUGUUACC